AGCAAAGCCGAGCUUUCCAGAUCGCGCACAUUGCGGCAUCCAAGGACUCUCGGCUGCUAGCGACUGUUUUCUGAUUGCGCCCUCUCAAUUCAGGGCGCCAGAAAGCAUCCCAACCAACAGUAAGCAUCCCAGCCAGCAUCCCAACCAGCAUCCCAACCAGCAUCCCAACCAGCAGCAAGGCAGCAAUGUCUCUCCUAUCCCUGGGCCUCCUCGCGGCUUACUUCGCCGGCGGCGUCCAGUUCAUGAUGAACCAGGAGGGCUGGGACGCCGCCGACGCGUUUUACUUCUGGUGCAUGACCGUCUCGACAGUCGGCUACGGGGACCUCGCGCCCACCACGCCCAAGACGCAAGCCUUCGUCUCGGUCUACGCCAUCGUCGGCCUAGUGCUCGUGUGGAGCAUAGUUUCGGACUACUACGGCGCCGUGCAAGGCAAGCUCCAAUCUUUCCAGGCCAAACUCCUUAAAAUGGUUGGUAUCGAGCUCGUCGACGUGCACGCGCUCCCGAUCGACAAGCACACGCCCGAGCAGGUGAACGCGAAGAUAAAAUAUUGGCGCCGCUACCUCCUGGCAAUGCUCCCGAUGGUCACGCUCCUGGCGCUCUUCGUCGCGCUGCACUUCGUGCGCAAGGAGUCGAGCUUCACCGAAGCCGUGUAUUUCGGCGUCGUCACGGCGACGACGGUGGGUUUCGGAGACUUCGGCUUCCUCGACGAAGAGCCGCUCAACAAAUGUCUGGCCGCUUUAGGAGUGAUGGGCGUCGUCGUCGUCUUCGCGAACGCCGUCGACGAAUGUCUACUAAUAAGAAAACGCCAGCAGCUGCGCCACGGCAAGAUCGCGCUGCCCUCGCUCGAGCAAUUGGAAACUCUAAUCAACAACAAGAGGAACGCGGGCGAGGGCGACUACAUCAGCGAGGCCGAUUACGUGGUAGAGACGCUGCUCAAGGGCGAGCUCGUCGACCCGCAAAUUUUACUGGCCAUCCGCCGGAGCUUCUACUGGAAGGCCAACGCUGCGUCGAACGGCAAGCGCAACUCGCUGAUCACGUCGGAGGACCUCGCAGCACUCUGGAAGGUGAAGAACAUGGCUGGUGCGCCCGGUGCGCCGACCCUGGACGUCGACGACCUCCUGGGCCACGGCAGUCCCCGAUAAGACCUCGCCCGCCCCCACUGACUAGUUGGCCCCACGCCUAACGACAAUUCAUUUUU
Pelagomonas calceolata is the source of this 1198-nucleotide messenger RNA. The record is from the annotation of a GenBank genome assembly. Lineage: Eukaryota; Pelagophyceae; Pelagomonadales; Pelagomonadaceae.